Messenger RNA from Aspergillus eucalypticola CBS 122712, 1730 nucleotides. Its product is annotated as putative sphingosine kinase (SphK). Bases 182 to 1699 code for a protein of 505 amino acids. Lineage: Eukaryota; Fungi; Ascomycota; Eurotiomycetes; Eurotiales; Aspergillaceae. The transcript has 2 exons. Gene Ontology annotation, cellular component: membrane; intracellular membrane-bounded organelle; cytoplasm. The record is from RefSeq and is a predicted model, not a curated record. Gene Ontology annotation, biological process: sphingosine biosynthetic process.
GUUUCAUUCCCCCAACACCUUCCUUCUCCUCGUCUCAAACUCUUUCGUUUCCUUCGUCUUUCUCUUAUUAUUAUUCUUAUGGUUAGUCUUACUGACCACGCUCACUUCUACGCAUCUAUCUUUCCUCAUCCUUAAAUACGGUCGGCUCUUCUCAUCCACGCUGUGCCCUCCGCCGGGCACUAUGACCACCUCCAACGGGCCUCCUCGCCCGUCGUUUAACAACGCGGAUCACCCGGAAACUCGGGAUCAGCUGCUUGAACAUGAUGCGACUCUGAUAGUCUCCAACUCGGUCUCUCUGACCAUUGGAGGCGACUCUCUUUUGAUUGUCGAUGAACGUUCCAUGCGCAAAGCCGAGCGUGGGUGUUGCGGCAUCGCCAGCAAAACAGCCAAGCCCACUCACUCCAUUGCACUUUACAAUGUCUUGGACGCCGACCUGUCGCCCGAGGGCCUUACUAUCACUUAUGCGGAGCCGGCCUCCAAAGAGGAUGUCUCCGUGUCCGCCCUGCGAUACCCGUUCGCACCCGAAGAAAAGGCUGCGGUAGAAUCCUGGAUGAACAAACUCCUGUCCGUUGCGUAUGGCACCGCCAAACGAUACAAGAGACUCAAGGUUCUAGUCAACCCGUUCGGUGGUCAAGGCCACGCGGUUAAAUUGUACACCUCGUAUGCAGCUCCCGUCUUUGCUGCAGCCCGCUGCCAAGUGGACGUGCAGGAAACAACGCAUGGAGGCCACGCCGUCGAGAUUGUGGAGCAACUGGAUAUCAAUGCAUAUGACGCCAUCAUUUGCUGCUCCGGAGAUGGUUUGCCGUACGAGGUUUUCAACGGUCUCGCGAAGAAACCUAAUGCCGGUGAAGCUUUAGCUAAAGUUGCCGUUGCAAUGGUGCCUUGUGGGUCCGGAAACGCAAUGGCCUGGAAUCUUUGCGGAACGGGCAGUGUCUCAGUGGCGGCUUUAGCCAUCGUAAAGGGUAUCCGGACGCCUAUGGAUCUGGUCUCAAUCACGCAGGGGAAGACUCGCACGCUGUCCUUCCUGUCACAAUCCUUCGGUAUCAUCGCGGAAUCCGAUCUCGGCACGGAUGAUAUCCGAUGGAUGGGCGCUCACCGUUUCACCUACGGAUUUCUCAAGCGCAUCAUGCGCCGCGCAGUGUAUCCGUGCGAUCUGGCAAUCAAAACCGUGAUGGAUGAUAAACAAGCGAUCAAAGAUCACUACAGUGCUUACGCGCAGAGCCAGCCUCCUAGUCGUCUGGAUGAGGAUACUGCAGAACAGCCAACCGGGCUUCCCGAGCUCGCGUACGGCACCGUGCAAGACGAGCUACCCAAGGACUGGGAAGGUAUUCCAGCUGAGAAUCUCGGUAACUUUUAUGCGGGCAAAAUGGCCAUCGUGUCCAAGGAUACGAACUUCUUUCCUGCCUCUUUGCCCAACGAUGGUCUGAUGGAUAUCGUCACCAUCGACGGUACUCUCAGUCGUCUGACCACGCUCAAAAUGAUGACUGCCAUCCCUGAAGGCGAAUUCUUCGAUAUGCCCGACGUCAAAAUCCGCAAGGCUCUUGCGUAUCGGCUUGUGCCCCACGAAAAGAAAGGCUACAUCAGCAUUGAUGGAGAAAGCAUUCCUUUUGAAGCUUUCCAAGUAGAAAUCCACAAGGGUUUGGGCACUGUGCUGUCGAGGUCGGGACACCUAUACGAAGCCGAAGGACCCAAACCUUAGACGUUGGGGAUGAUACAAGCGAAAAAAAAAA